Messenger RNA from Nelumbo nucifera (sacred lotus), 919 nucleotides. Its product is annotated as PHD finger protein. Lineage: Eukaryota; Viridiplantae; Streptophyta; Magnoliopsida; Proteales; Nelumbonaceae. Gene Ontology annotation, biological process: cell fate determination. The record is from RefSeq and is a predicted model, not a curated record.
AUAGAGAGAGAAUCUACUGCAGUGCUGCUCAGCUCAGUUCCCCAUGUGAAGCAAGCAAAUCGUUUGGUGGAAAGCAUGUAUCACUGACCUCAUCUCCUCUCCAUCUUUUCUCUUUCCCCUGCAUGUGACCCCCCCAUCUCUCUCUCUCUCUCUCUAGAUGAUGUUUCUUCUCACCCCAUAAAAUGGUUCCAAUCCCCACACCUUCCACACUCACUCCUCUCUGCACUUCCCAGAGAACACCAUGAGUGCACGCUUUGAAGCUCUUCAUUCAAACUUUCUGUAGGAUACAGAAUGCUAAUCCAACCAGCUUUCAAGCUUGGCUUCUGGACUCUUCUUGUAUUUUCCUAUCUCCAAUAUGGGUGGGCUGCAAAAUGUGGUGCCAAUAGUCCUUCAGUGAGACAGACUCAGGUGGGAUUUGGAGAUCCUCCAAAAUUCAUGGUGGAAAUCCAGAACAACUGCCCCAUGUGUCCUGCCAUUGAUAUUCACGUGAAGUGUGGAAGCUUUUCUCAGACUCUGGUCGACCCCAGUCUAUUCAAGGUACUGGGUUACAAUGACUGUGUUGUUAAUGGCGGGUUGCCACUGGCUCCUCUGCAGAAAAUCUCCUUCAAUUACUCCCACCAGAAGUUUCUCAUGUCACUUAGUACCUGGUACUUCCAGUGUGAGUGAAUGUGUACAUCAGCCCUCUGGCAGUACAGUUAAAGAUAUUUUGUUUUAUAUCAUCUGGUGUUUGUUCUUAAUUACAGUAGAUGAUGAUGAUCUCCUGUAAUAACUUAUUAAUUUUGUAAACACAUCCAUUGAGUGAAUUGUCAGAAGCACAAAUACCAUCAACUAUUACUAUGUGAACACUAGUGCUUUAUUUUGAUUCUUCACUUAAAAAAAAAAGGUUUGUUUCAAGAAUAAGAAGCUUAACAUUACUUUU